AUUUCCAGUCAAAGAUCAUGCUCAUUAGAUAUCGGCUAUUGCUUAUAGCAGUGAGUACAUUUUAUGGAAUCUUUUUGGUUGGCCUAGAAGCAACGAUUCAGCAAAGUCACGUACUAAGAUUCACAUUACAGCCUAUAAGUAUUAUCAAAGCUGAAGGAAAAAAUGCAUCAUUCAGUUGUACAGCUAUAAGCACUGAAGGUGUAGUAACAUACAAGUGGCUUGUCAAUGAAUCAACAUUUCUGUCUCCUUCGAACAAGAAUCACUUCACGUCUAAUAAUAGCGUCACUAUUACAAACCUGCAGAGACGUGCUGAUAAUGGGGUAUAUAGAUGUAUUGCUAUUAAUGGUAUAGGAUCAAUAUUGAGUAACAAGGCUACACUACAGGUUGCAUAUUUCGAUGUCCUCGACACAGAUCAAAGCAACACCUAUCAACGCAAACAAUACGAAUCCAUAAUUCUGCCAGCACCACGAGUAAGAAGUGUUCCACCAGCAAAACACGUUUGGAAACUGAAAGGAAACGUCAUUGAAGAUGGUCAUUCAAGUAAUAUUUUUAUAUCUCAAAAUGGUGAUCUUUCUGUGGUGGGACCUCAAAAGUCCUACGAAUUCACUUGUAUUGCACAAAACCCAGUCACAAAUCAAGAACUACGAAAGAACUACAUUCUCUUAGUCAAAGGCAAAAUCAAUAAAAUGAAAGAUACCAGGUUACUUAAGGAACCUACGAAUAAAGUUAUUGAUUCUGGCCUUGCCAUGGUGGUGUUCGAGUGCAUCGCUGAUGUCGUUCUUCGAAAGAUUAUGGGCAAAAUAGUGCUUUCAUCAGUAACCGUCCGGUGGUACAAGGAUUCAGAAAUGGUCAAUGUGAAUGGCUCUUCAAAAUAUGGAUAUCUAAAAAAUACUACAUCAAUGACGAAGAAACUGAUAAUAUAUGCACCCGACAAGGAAGACGAGGGAGAUUAUCAAUGCUCUGCUACAGGCCUUACAACUAUAACGUCUCCAAAAGCAAAACUAAUAGUUAGAGAUCCUCCUCCGACAUUUUCAACUCAAUUAGCUCCAUCAAUCAACACAUGGCCAGGAAAACGAAUAGAAAUCAAAUGUCCUUACAUGAAUGAUAGUGAUGAUUCUGAUGAAGACCCUGAUGACGAUGAUAAUAUUACAUGCAUAUGGUAUAAGAAUGCAGAGCUACUUGUUCUGAAUGGCACUAGAGUGACUGUAAAAGAAAAAAACUUGAUAAUAAAGAAUACAAAGACCUCGGAUUCUGGUUUAUAUCAAGUCCUCAUUCGUAAUAGUGGAGGAGAGGUCAUUGGAAAUGCGACGUAUCUUAAGGUUAAAGGUAAUGUUUCGUCAAGUAUUCCACCAAGGCCGACCAAGACACGAUCUCCAACAUCAACUAGUGAUAUAUAUAGUAGUUCUAUCAGCAUUUCUAGUGCAUCGACACUCGUACAAGAAUCACCAACAUCUACUGUAUCAGCAGCAUUAACACCAACAUCAAAGUCACCACCACCACCACCACCACCGACAACAACGUCUACAACACUUCAGACAAAACUACCCGAAUUAUCAUCGACGAUUUACUCAACCGAUACCUUUAUCUCCACUACGACAAUUGAACCCACCCCAACAUCCAAAAUUUUCUCAUCAAGCAUUGCAUUAAUAUUACCAAAAACAUCAACCACUACACGAACCACAACCAUACAUAAUCAAACUGUAACGGAACCUGCAACUCCGUGGACUACAGUCGCCGGUGGAUGGGAUACUACAGAUAGAACGACUAUGAAAAGUAAUGAAGACAGUCGCAAGAAGACGUCUGUAAAUGAUGGUCAAAAAGACUUGUUAAUAUGGAUUUCUGCGGCAGUUGGUGGCUUUUUAAUCCUUUCAGUAGCAAUCGUGACUAUAGUUUACUGUUGCGUCAAAGGCAAACGGCCUAGAACACAGAGCAUUAAGCUGAAAAAGGAAAAAUACGAGUUAGAGAUGAAAUCCUUAUCGAGGCGAGGACAAGGAACAGGCAAAUGUCUGUCAGCUACAGACAAAAGCUCACCAAGAAACAUCCCGGGAGUAGAUAAAAGACGACUGCUGACCAGUGAUGAAGAGUUCCUGUAUGCACCUGUUAGUGCUCUGAACAACACUGCCGCUGACCUAGACAACGAUCAAUCUCCGGCUCAACCCGUGUACGCUGAACCAUUCAAGAACACAAAAAGAAAACCAUACAAUCAUCCGUUACCAACUACUCCAGAUCCACAAGACGACAAGUCCGAAGAUCGUCCUGAUUCAAUUCAUUCAUAUCUCGAGCUUCUUGGUCCAGACGAAGUCUCGAGUGAUAUAUACGCAGAACCAAAAGAAGGCGAGUUAAACGACUGUGUUAAAAAUACUGUAAGACCCAGUGAAUGUAUUUACGACUGUGCGAGAGAAGGCGUUCUAACGAACACCCUUCGAAGGAUAAUGAAGCAAGAGAGAAAUGGUGAAAAUAAUAUCAAUCCACCAAUAUAUCACGUGCUCGAAAGUCAACCAAUAGAGACAGGAGAUACGAAAAGAGAAUCUUCACUGUAUUCUAGACCCGAGGAUAUCUUCCCCGGCGUACUCCAAUCUUCGUCUAACGAUAGACUAUCACGGUCAGAACCAUUGUAUCAUGUUUUAGAACCACUAGGUAACUUCUACAACGGCAAAGAAAAUUUAGACGACGAAUACGAGUGUUAUAAAGCAGAGGAUACUAUCAAACGAGAGAGUAUAUAUCAGCCUCUUGUAAAUUACGUUAAGAACGGAAAUACUAAUGUGAGUGGUAGUGAUAAUAUAUAUCAAGCUCUUGAUGCCAAAGCGAGGAGUCCCUCAACACCGAGCUCAGCUAUUGAUAAUGGGAACUCCUUCAACGGCACUCAUAUUCGGGAUUCCCGCGCUUUAACAGACCCCAAACGUCGUUCAAGCUACAGUGAUGAUAGUGAAGAUCUCUACCAGCCCCUUAACAGCUCCGAAAGAUGCCCGCUGGAUGUAAGUAAACCGAGAGGUAGUCUUAACAAGCUCAAGCACCCUAAAAGAGCCGAUUCUUUUUUAUCAAACGGGGAAUCGUCUUCCAGUCCUUCAUCGAGUUUGAAGCACUACUACGAAGAACUAAGACUCCAUUCUGUAGAUGUAUCACCUUCUGGAAGCUUAAAGGAAUCUAAAAAAUCUCGCCCAGGUCAUCGACGCAAUCUAAGUGACACUCAUAUGAUAGUUAAUAUUUCAAACCUGAAUCGUAGACGAGCUUCUGAGCAAGGACCAGCACUUUCUGCGACAAACACUGAACAUACCAAGUUUAGACACAAGCGUUACCAUAGUGAUGCUGGUCUGUGCCCUGUAGAUCUGAGCCAGCUUCGUGUGAGUAUUGUUCUAGAGAAUGUGAGUCGAAGUGAUGAUUCGAAUAGCUUAUAUAUGCCAUUGAUAAAAACCGGGAUAGAUCAAGAGAAUAAGAAAAGGUAUUCUCAAAAUAAGUCAUUAUAGAACUUAAUCACGCUGUGAGAUUUUGAAAAAAUGGUUUUGAUAGAAAAGGGAGAUACCAUUCACGUCGAUAUUAGCCGAACUUAGCGAUUGCACUUAAAGUAGCCAAUAUAUAAAAUGAAAUUACGGAUUUACAAUGAAAUCUAUGAGCAAUUGAUUCUCCGAUCCUGGGCUGUAAUUGGUCAAGGAAUAUUGCCGGUAGCUCGUCCCUUUCACUGGCUGAUCAGUGUUGUCCUGGUCUUUGAUUUGUCAAAAGAAUGUCGUCAAUUCCGUACCGUGCCUAACAUUUUCACUGGCUGAUCAGUGUUCUCCUGGUCUGUGAUUGGUCAAGAGAAUGUCGUCAAUUCCGUACCGUGCCUAACAUUUUCAUUGGUUGACCAGUGUUCGUCUAAUCUGUGAUUGGUCAAGAGAAUGUCGUCAAUUCCGUACCGUAUCCUAGCAUUUUCAUUACCUGACCAAAUUUUUUAAAGACUUUGAUUUGUUCAAGCAAAGUAGUCGUGCCGGCAGUAAUUAAUCAUGAAUUUUUACGCUAACAAAUAUCAAGUGAAAAACUUACCUUACAUAUGCUAUUGACUGAAAAAAAAGCAAUACCUUCAAAUUACAAAUUAAAAAAAGACCAAAGACAAAUCAUUUCUUCCCACUGCAAACUCAAACAACACAAGCAAUUUUUAUAGGCCAUUUAUUUAUCUACUCGGCUAGAGGUUUGCUAAGGAUUACUCUCAGCUGGGAAAUCUGGAUAAAUUUGCGAUUGGUUACAAUUGUUGCACAACAUGUCUCCUAGCCUUCUUUUCAAGUCUUUUUCAUUAUGAAAGAGAAUAGCCGCGCUAACAGCACCGUUGGAAAAUCCAAAAAAAGCACUCGCAUAUCUAGCUAAAUAAUCACUAGUAAACGAAAUCGUAGGCCUUAACACCAUCACUAAUCCAUUGUAUACGAUAAAAAGUAAAUAUGGGAUGAUAAAUGCCAGUAUUAGCCACAUGAACAUUCUUGUAACCUUGAAGCGACUGGUUUGGGAAGGUGUUCGCUUCGAGGUUUUUACUUGCUGCAAAGGAGCAACACGACAUCUUUUGCGACGUACAAACUUUAAAAUGCGAAGAUUGACAAAAAUUAAAAUAAUACUUGGUAUUAUAUAACAAAUGGUAAUAAAAGCAAUGAAUAAACAUCUGUAUAGAGGAAGAGUAUUAUCGUAUUUACAAAUCAAAGUGUACGAAUUUUCUUCAAUCUCAAAAUAUAUCAGUUUGUAUGUGGGCAUAGGGAUAAGCGUUAACAAAACACCUAAAACCCAAGCUCCCAUGACUAUUUUCUUAGCUUUGUGACGAGCAAGGACUUUAAAUGGAUGAAAAAUAGCAAAAUACCUCUCUAUUCCGAUGACUAAUAGGUUCAGAAUCGUAAUAACUGGGAAAAUAAAGUUGAGGAAGCGAUUGACUUUACAAAUCCAGUCAUUGUGAACAAAGUCAAUGAACAUUUCAGCUGUAACUAAGGGAAGGCUAAUAAGACAGCAAAGUAAAUCUGACAAAGCAAGACUAUUGAUGAAAUAUUCUUUCAAGGCCGAUCGAGUGAGUGCUCUUUGUAUUGCACAGCGUCUUCUUCUGUGUUGCUUGUGCUUGAAGUACAGAAUCAGGGAAUUCGCAAUCAGCCCAUACAUUCCAAACAAGAACAUGGCGGUGAAUAUAACGAGUUUGACGUUGUUACUAACAGGCGCAAAGACAUAUUCUCUGCUGAUGCUUUUGAUUGCUUGACUGAAAUUAUCGCUGCAGCUGUUUCUCGUGUUCAUGAUCUAGAAGAAAAAAUAAAAGCGAUUGUUUUAUUUAAA
Messenger RNA from Actinia tenebrosa (Australian red waratah sea anemone), 5271 nucleotides. RefSeq lists its product as uncharacterized. The record is from RefSeq and is a predicted model, not a curated record. NCBI's taxonomy places the organism in Eukaryota, Metazoa, Cnidaria, Anthozoa, Actiniaria, Actiniidae. Gene Ontology annotation, biological process: cell-cell adhesion.